UAAAAAAUAAAAAUAAAAAUAAAAAGAAAUAAAAAAACCAUGUUUUCUUUAUCGAUUCAUGAAAGCUCGUUGUUAUAAGAACGAGCUUCGCUGAUAUAUCACUUCUCUUUCUGCUCAUUCGUAAAUUGCUAAUUUCUUCAUUAUCAGACCUAAAGUUCAGAACCGGUUCUCAAUUUUAUUUUAUUUUCUUUUGGGGGGUUUUAUGUCAUGUAAUUGGAUUAGGGUUUUGUUCCUGAUUAUCGAUGUACAAUUUAGAGUUGGAUUUUUUUUUUUUUUAAAUUUGUUUUGUGAAUUUGUAAACCAUUGUUGAUGAACUUCUGGUUUAUUGUUGAUUGAAUUUUUCGGUUCGGGGAGGGUGGUUAUCGUAAUGGGAAAUUAGAUUAGGGUUAGGGUUUUUGAUCUUUGUUGUGACGGUGAUGGAAAUGGAGAGCUCGCGUAGGCCUUUCGACAGAUCGAGAGAACCGGGAUUAAAGAAACCCCGAUUAACUGAAGAGCCCGAGCGCGUUGCGAACCCGAACGGCCGGCCUUUCGGUAAUGAUAAUCCUGUGUCGUCGUCGUCGUCGACAAGGUUUCGGAUGAAUGAGAGAGACUCGGAGAGCAGUGAUUCGGCACGUGGGGGCUAUCACCCGCAGCCACCUCCUCAUCAGGAGCUUGUGAGCCAGUACAAGACGGCGUUGGCCGAGCUGACUUUCAAUUCCAAGCCGAUUAUUACAAAUUUGACUAUAAUCGCCGGAGAGAACGUCCAUGCCGCGAAAGCCAUUAGCGCCGCCAUAUGCUCCAACAUUCUCGAGGUUCCUAGUGAUCAAAAGCUCCCUUCACUUUAUCUUUUAGACAGUAUUGUAAAGAAUAUUGGGAGAGAGUACAUAAAAAAUUUUGCUGCAAAGCUACCUGAGGUGUUUUGCAAGGCAUAUAGGCAGGUUGACCCUUCUGUACAUUCCAGCAUGAGGCAUCUUUUUGGAACAUGGAAAGGUGUUUUUCCUCCUCAGUCACUGCAGAUGAUUGAGAAAGAACUUGGCUUUACUUCUACUGUAAAUGGUUCAUCUACUGGAGCUGCAACAUCUAGGCCUGAUUCUCAGUCAAACCGUCCCCUUCAUAGGAUUCAUGUGAAUCCCAAGUAUUUGGAAAGGCAGCCCCUUCAACAACCAAGCAAGGCAAAAGGCUUGUCAAAUGACAUAUCUGGGCCUAUGGCAAACUCUGUUGAGGAUGCAGAGAGAUUGGACAGAACAAGUAUUGGUACUGGACGUUCAUGGGUUGAUUCUUCCAUUAAAAUGCAUAAAAUGCAGCGUUCAUAUGGUGAUGCAGUAAGUGAGCGUAUUCAUGAGAAGAACAUUGGUGCUGAGUAUGGGGACUAUGACUAUAGUUCUGAUCUUUCAAGGAAUUCAGGCCUGGGAAUCGGAAGAACUGGUGGGAGGACUACCGAGCAAGGGCAGGAAAAAUCCUGGUAUGCAGGUGGUAGUAAUGUUGCAGAACCAAUAUCUGGCCAAAGAAAUGGUUUCAGUAGCAAGCAUGGGUAUCCAAAUUAUUCAGCACCUAAACCUGCAAAUGUUGCACAAAGCAUUGCAAGUAGAAGCAGCAGUGGGAUUUCUAAUAGCUGGAAGAAUUCCGAGGAAGAAGAGUUCAUGUGGGAUGAUAUGAACUCUAGAUUAACAAAUCGUGGUGUGUCUAGUAUUACCAGUAAUACAAAAAGAGAUCAUUGGACUUCUGAUGAUUCAGAGAAAUCAGGUUUUGAAGACCAUAUCCAAAAACCACAAAGUAUUCAUGAGUAUGUAACAAGAGUUGAUAGAGAAAUUUCCACUGAUUCACUGCCUAUUGAGCAGAAAGAUGUGCACCGGAUGUCACCAUGGUCAUUGCAGGAGUCACACUCAAUGGAUGGAAUGACUCGUUCAGGAACUCCUAUAGUUAAAUCAGAUCAAUCUGAUGGCUAUGCUGCAACAUUCAGUGGAUUGUCCACAAGUGGAAGUUCCUCUGUGGGCAGGAUGGUUGGUCGACCACAGUUGGCAACUUCUCAUGUUGGAGCCUCAAGCUUUGGGUUCCUGACAAAUGCUGUAUCGGGGUCUAUUGGAGCUGUAGCUCAGCAGCGAUUUCAGUCUUUGGGAGCUGGAUCACCAUCUAGACAGUCAUUGAUGAGCCAGCGUCCACCCUCACCUACAAUAAAUUUACACCAAUCCCAUUUAACAGAGCAAGAUCAUGCAAAAACCCAAUCCCUUACCCGUCCUGAUUCGAAAGUAUCUCAAUAUUCAGGACAGUUGAAUGUGGGGUUACAUAACCAAUACUCUAAGGAAUCUUUGCCUAUACGACCUACCAAUAUUCAUCUGGGUAACAGGGCAAAAUCACAGUCCCAUGAUGUACAGGUGUCCUCCUCCAAUAUUCAUCUGGGUAACAGGGCAAAAUCACAGUCCCAUGAUGUACAGAUGUCCUCCCUUUCAAUGCCCACGUUCCAAUCAAGGCAUCAUCAUCCAUUUGCAUCACAACUAGAAGUUUCUACAGAGUCUGAACCUUUGGGUCAUCAGAAGCUUCCUCAGGCACAGGUUUCUAAGUUUGGAUCUCCCUCUGCAUUGAGUAAUUCUGCAUCAGAGGCUGCAAGUGCUCUAGCCGCAGAAAGUUCAGGACAGUCAAGCACAAGUAGUUUGUUGGCUGCUGUUAUGAAGUCUGGAAUCCUCUCUAGCAAUUCAAUACCUAACCUGAAUUUUCAAAACUCAGGGCAGUUGCCAUUGCAGUCGGUUCUUCGACCCCCUCUUCCAAGUGGACCUCCUCCUACUCAGUUGACAUCCUCAGUUUCUGAGGUUGUAUCUGCAUCUUCAUUAGAUCAUACUUCUCAUGAUAAAUUGUCCACUCACUCAAAAACCUCUCAAAAGAAAGUAGGACAGCCUUCACUCCCGCCAAGUGUGCCACCUCCUCUUUUGGAUGAUGAAUCAGAAGAUGCUUCAAAUGUGGUGAAUAAUGUCUCUAAUCCAAUUUCAAACCUUCUGAGCUCUUUAGUUGCAAAGGGUUUGAUCUCAGCCUCUAAGACAGAGUCACAAACCAUUGUCGCAUCCCAGGUUCCCAGUGAACUGCAAAAUAAGAGCCCAGGAGUUGCUAGCACCAGCUCCAUGCCUGUUUCUUUAGUUUCAGAUUCCACCGUUUCUUCAAUCAUGGAUGAUGUAUCAUUUUCAGAACCUAUAGCCAAAAGUUCCAUUGCCGUGCCUCAAUCAACCAACUCGGAGAUACAGAACCUUAUAGGAUUUGAAUUUAAGCCUGAUGUAAUCCGAGAAUUUCAUCCAUCUGUGGUCAGUGAACUCUUUGAUGACUUUACACAUCGGUGUAAUGUAUGUGGUCUUCAACUUAAACUUAAAGAACGGCUUAGUAGACACUUGGAGUGGCAUGACUUGAAGAAGCCCAAAGCUAAUGGUUCGAGUAAGGCCUCAAGAAGAUGGUAUGCAGACUCAUGGGACUGGGUUGCUGGAAAAAUUGGACUUCCAUUGGGAUUCGAGUCUGCUAGAACAGUGGGCAAACCCUGCAAAACAAUGGACAAGGGUGAGCCAAUGGUUCCUGCAGAUGAAAGUCAAUGUGCUUGUGUUUUAUGCUGUGAGAUUUUUGAAGAUUUCUAUUGUCAAGAAAGAGAUGAAUGGAUGUUCAAUGGAGCAGUGCACAUGGUUAUUCCAUCUGGGGCUGGUGAAGAAGGAAGCAAAGGUGAGAUUGUUGCUAAGGGUCCUAUUGUACAUGCAAAGUGUUUAUCGGAAAGUUCACUUCAUGACUUGGGACUGGCUAGCAGUAUUAAAACGGUUUUCUCGAACACAAUUUUGUGUUUUCCACUGCUUUAACAAUCACCAGCCCAACUUCACCAUUGCUAAUGUGGGUGUACUGUUGCUUUCUUUGCUGCAUCAAUGCUAAUGAAAUUAUUAAAAUUCUAGUAUUUGCGUAUCUAUUUCUUUUAUUUUACCUGUCCCCCCUCUCGUAGAAAAUUUAAUUUCGUAUCUAACCUCCAAAGG
Molecule: messenger RNA, 3968 nt
Organism: Ziziphus jujuba (common jujube)
Lineage: Eukaryota; Viridiplantae; Streptophyta; Magnoliopsida; Rosales; Rhamnaceae
Exons: 7
Coding region: 417-3800 (1127 amino acids)
Biological process (GO): termination of RNA polymerase II transcription
Cellular component (GO): mRNA cleavage factor complex; cytoplasm
Molecular function (GO): RNA polymerase II complex binding; mRNA binding
Source: RefSeq, a predicted model, not a curated record